UUUCGUUUUGUUCUUCUAUCAUCUUGUCCUCCUGCUCAGGCCUGCUGGAAUCCCGACACGGGUUACACAAGCCCAUGCAGGCGGAUCCCCACACCUGAUGAAGUUGAGGAACCGGUUGCUUUUGGAAGUGUGGGAUUCGCACAGUAUGCAUCAGAAAACAUUUUCGUCACUCCCACACGCUCUACCCCUCUGCCGGCCCUCUGCUGGGCAAGCAGAGAUGACGUGUGGAACAACCUGCUUCGAAAAGACAAACUCUACCUGCGAGAUACACAUGUUAUGGAGAGACAUCCACAUCUUCAACCCAAAAUGAGAGCGAUUCUGCUGGAUUGGCUAAUAGAGGUUUGUGAGGUGUACAAGUUACACAGAGAGACUUUUUACUUGGGUCAAGAUUACUUUGAUCGUUUCAUGGCCACCCAAGAGAAUGUCCUCAAAACAACACUACAGCUUAUAGGCAUCUCCUGUCUCUUCAUCGCUGCCAAAAUGGAGGAAAUCUAUCCUCCUAAAGUGCAUCAGUUUGCUUAUGUUACUGAUGGGGCCUGCACAGAGGAUGACAUUCUUAGCAUGGAAAUUAUCAUCAUGAAGGAGUUGAAUUGGAGUUUGAGUCCUUUAACCCCAGUGGCUUGGCUCAACAUCUACAUGCAGAUGGCCUACCUGAAGGAGACCGCAGAAGUUCUCGUGGCCCAGUACCCACAGGCUACAUUUGUGCAGAUUGCAGAACUCUUGGAUCUGUGCAUACUGGAUGCAAGAAGUCUGGAGUUCUCUUACAGCCUUCUUGCAGCUUCCGCACUUUUCCACUUCUCUUCUCUAGAGCUAGUGAUGAAAGUUUCAGGGCUGAAGUGGUGUGACUUGGAGGAGUGUGUGAGAUGGAUGGUCCCUUUCGCCAUGUCAAUCCGUGAAGCAGGCAGCUCGGCCCUCAAGACAUUCAAAGGAAUUGCCGCAGAUGAUAUGCACAAUAUCCAGACCCACGUGCCUUACAUGGAAUGGCUGGGAAGGGUGAACUCCUAUCAGCUAGUGGACAUUGAGAGCAGUCAGAGGUCUCCAGUUCCCUCUGGAGUGCUCACCCCACCGCCAAGCAGUGAGAAGCCCGAGAGCACGGUCUCCUGACUUCAUGAAGUGUGGAAUAGGACACAGCCCUGACAGAUGAGUUUAAAUGGAAAAUCAACAAAUCAAUGGCAUUACAGGACCAAUCCAACCAUCAGCAUACGACUCGAAAGACCAAAAAAUGUCUCAUGCUUCUUAUUUUAAUUUUUUUGUUUUCUCAUGAGAAGAAAGACAUGAAAUACUUUUUUUAAUGGUCCAAAGGUUUGGUGUUUAUUUUUUAGUUAAUAUAGACUACCUGCCAAAAUCUCAGAGCUGUUACUGGCUCUGGUUGCUGCUAAAAGAGGGUGGGACUGGAGCAGAUGGAAAGAGGACCACAGAGAUCCCCACACAAAUAUGGGCAUGGGUUUCUGGGGCUCAGGUUGCCAUUUGGACCAGUAAUAUCCUGACAGGUUGUCCUGGGGAUUCGAGUCUCCACUGCCAGAAAGGACCAGAGAAAUCACCAGCUUCAGAAGCUAGGACUCGGAUUUUAUAUUUAAGAUUUUCCACUGGUCGCCUCCUGUGUGUUUGUAACCAAAUUUGACAAUUCGCUUUUUAUAGGUUUGUUUUUAAACAAGAUGCUGCUACAUUUCUCUAUAUCAUAUGUCUAAAUAAAGCCACUGUCUCAGACAGUUUUUAAGUAUA
This is a messenger RNA of Carassius carassius (crucian carp), 1722 nucleotides long. Its product is annotated as G1/S-specific cyclin-E1-like. The transcript is spliced from 8 exons. NCBI's taxonomy places the organism in Eukaryota, Metazoa, Chordata, Actinopteri, Cypriniformes, Cyprinidae. Gene Ontology annotation, cellular component: nucleus; cytoplasm; centrosome. The annotation marks the transcript as partial. Gene Ontology annotation, molecular function: cyclin-dependent protein serine/threonine kinase regulator activity. The record is from RefSeq and is a predicted model, not a curated record. Gene Ontology annotation, biological process: regulation of cyclin-dependent protein serine/threonine kinase activity; G1/S transition of mitotic cell cycle.